This is a messenger RNA of Drosophila grimshawi, 378 nucleotides long. Its product is annotated as migration and invasion enhancer 1. The transcript is spliced from 2 exons. Bases 20 to 307 code for a protein of 95 amino acids. The record is from RefSeq and is a predicted model, not a curated record. NCBI's taxonomy places the organism in Eukaryota, Metazoa, Arthropoda, Insecta, Diptera, Drosophilidae. Gene Ontology annotation, biological process: negative regulation of apoptotic process; positive regulation of filopodium assembly.
UUUUUUUAAUAUUUAUGCAAUGGUCAAUGUGGACAUAGAAUACUGCGGCACUUGCAACUUUUCGAUGCAAUGCCAGAUGUUGCGGCAGUUUCUGGUGGAUGCGGCGCCAGGGGUACAGGUUGCGUGUCACCAGGGACGACGCGGAUCGUUUGAGGUGACCAUUGACGAUCAGCUGGUGCACUCGAAACUGGCCAGCCUCGCCUUUCCCCAGCAUCAGAGCGUGCUCGACCAGGUGCAGCGGGCAGAGGCUGGCCAGGCCCUGGAAACAGUUCAAGCGGCGCCCAUCAAGGACUGCAGCAUCAUGUAACGGAUAUAAUUAAUAAAUGUAUAUAUACUAUGUAGAAAGAAAACUAAAUAUAGGAAUUGAAUAUCAAACAA